Callorhinchus milii (elephant shark) is the source of this 1347-nucleotide messenger RNA. RefSeq names its product histone H3.3A. The record is from RefSeq and is a predicted model, not a curated record. NCBI's taxonomy places the organism in Eukaryota, Metazoa, Chordata, Chondrichthyes, Chimaeriformes, Callorhinchidae. The transcript is spliced from 4 exons. Gene Ontology annotation, cellular component: nucleosome. The coding region runs from base 242 to 652 and encodes 136 amino acids. Gene Ontology annotation, molecular function: DNA binding; structural constituent of chromatin; protein heterodimerization activity.
CCGCCAUUGGGUGCGAUGGGGGCCGGGGCGCGGGGGCUUGUGGGAUAGCCCCGGACAGUCAGCCAUCUUCUCGGAUUGUGUGUGUGUGUUGUGUGUGUGUGUGUGUGUGAGAGAGAGAGAGUGAGAGAGAGUGUGUGUGUGUGUGUGGGGGUUUUUUUUUUCUCUCGCGGCGAAGCUUUCCGAGAGGGGGGAAAACCAGGAGGACAGAAGGAGGUGCUAGGGCAGCUGCACACAGAGUAAGAUGGCCCGUACCAAGCAGACCGCUCGCAAGUCCACUGGGGGGAAGGCCCCGAGGAAACAGCUGGCCACAAAGGCCGCUCGCAAGAGCGCUCCGUCCACCGGUGGUGUGAAGAAGCCUCACCGUUACAGGCCGGGCACAGUGGCUCUGCGGGAGAUCCGGCGUUACCAGAAAUCCACGGAGCUGCUGAUCCGUAAACUUCCGUUCCAGCGUCUGGUGCGGGAGAUCGCUCAGGACUUCAAAACCGAUCUGCGUUUCCAGAGCGCAGCCAUCGGCGCCUUGCAGGAAGCGAGUGAAGCGUACCUGGUCGGGCUGUUUGAAGACACCAACCUGUGCGCCAUCCACGCCAAGCGGGUGACCAUCAUGCCAAAGGACAUACAGUUAGCACGUCGCAUCCGUGGGGAGCGUGCUUAACCCAGCGUGGCCCCCUGGGGGGGAGGGGGAGAGCAUUCUCCUCUUUUCUACUCUCCUCUCCCCCCGAAAAAAUCCCACGCACAUUAAAAAAAAGGAAUAAUUUAAAAGUCUCUUCUUCCUUCCUGUCCUUGGUAGUGAGUGAGUGAGUGCUGCAUUACUGUUUCUUUCUGAUGGGAGAGGGGAGAUGUGGUUAUUCUGAAUGGGGACGGGGAGGGAGGGAGGGAGCUCUUUGGAAUCGGGAUAAUUGCGGAUUUCACCUCCGCGCUCUUGAAUUUUCAAAACAAUUUUUUUAAUUACAAAAAGAAAACGGCGAAGGGGGUGGGGGGGGAGGGGAGAGAAACGCCUUUCCCUUGUCAUUUUCGUCCAUGUGGCUUUUUAAACAAAAUGUUUAUUAAAGACAAUAAAAUCCACCCCCAUCCCCACCCCAAAUCGACUAUCGCCAGCAUUUUUGGGGAACUUUCUUUUAUAGUUAACCUUUCGCAACGGGGCUGCGGUCAAUCGGGAAAGCCAAAACAAGGUGUUUUAUAGUCCAUUCACCACGCAGAUCCUGUCGGUUUUUGCUUUACUUUUAUAAGGAAAUGUGUUUGGCAUAUUUAGUGAUGUUUUACAUGUUUUUGUCAGUUGGUCUGUAUGUCUGUCUGUCUGUCUAUCUGUCUACUCCAGCAAGGUUUCCUAUUAAAGUUUGUGGAAAGAAA